Messenger RNA from Phytophthora sojae, 852 nucleotides. RefSeq lists its product as hypothetical. NCBI's taxonomy places the organism in Eukaryota, Oomycota, Peronosporomycetes, Peronosporales, Peronosporaceae. The transcript has a single exon. The record is from RefSeq and is a predicted model, not a curated record. The coding region runs from base 1 to 852 and encodes 283 amino acids.
AUGCCGUUGUCCGGAACACUUAAGAUCAAGGUGCACCGCAUCGAGGCCACAUUCGUGGAGGAGGAGCAGAAACUGCACGCGCUGCGCUUCGCCGUGGGCAAAGCCGACUACACGACCAAGUUUCGCAAGCACAACGCCCCCAUCGAUGAGCACAUGAAGCUCAACGUCAAGAACGCCCCCACCGACGCCACACUCACCAUCGAGGUGCUGCAGGAGAAGCGCAAGAAGGCGCUCGUUGGCACGGCGCAGCCGCUCACCGAGUUCCUCAAGAGCAACCUUGAGCGCAUCAUGACGUUCACGUUCGGCCCCAAGGCCGCACCGAAUGUGGUGCUGCUCUACUUCCGUGUAAACUGGGAGCCUAACGACGCCGAGGUGAGCAUGCACCUCCCCUGGUUCAUGCGCGCGUCCUACUACUACGAUACGACCAAGCGCAUGUACGACUACACCACGAGCUUCCGCAUCGUGGCCCCCUUCGCGCGCUUCGGAGAAAGCAUUGUCGACGCGAUCGUGGAGAACGUGAGCGACAAGUCGCUUUACGAGAUUGAUGAGGACUGGGUCGAGCCGGGCCUUCUAGCCCUGGACAACAAGGCGGACGCUGGCAUCUCCGCGGUCCGGCAGUAUGCGCUCAAGAAGAAGGACGAUGCGGUGGAAGUGGUCACCAAGACCAAGAAUUUCAUCACCGAGAAGAUCUCGUCCGCUUCAUCGGCCGUCUACAAUACGGUGGCCAGCCUGGCGUUCUACACCAAGGUGCAGGUGGCGCACGCAUUAUCGUGGACCUGCGGGACGAUCAAGAGCGUGACCUGCUCGGUGCUGAGCUUCGUGCCGGUGAUCGGGCGCAGAAUCGCGGCCUAG